This is a messenger RNA of Centropristis striata (black sea bass), 7429 nucleotides long. Its product is annotated as caskin-2-like. The coding region runs from base 582 to 4547 and encodes 1321 amino acids. The transcript has 22 exons. NCBI's taxonomy places the organism in Eukaryota, Metazoa, Chordata, Actinopteri, Perciformes, Serranidae. The record is from RefSeq and is a predicted model, not a curated record. Gene Ontology annotation, molecular function: protein binding.
GGAGGGAAAACCAACAGGAGGACCGCUGGCGACGGGCAGCGAAAAAAGUCCGAAAGUCCGAAAAACUCGCGAUUUUUUUGCGAUAACUCCGCGUUUGGAUUAAACUUCAAGCCGACACGUUUGGAGGUGAAAACUCCUGGAAUAUAAAACUCGACCUUUGUGGAAUAUAAACAGCAGGAAUACUCGGGAGUUUUCACCGUGGUCCGCUACGUCUCAGGGGUCGAAAAGUUUCUGCCGAACUUCAGUUAAAAAAAAGGUCCUGGACCAGAUCAGACCCCGGGCUGACCCCGCAGACUGCAGAGGGACGGGAGGAGAAGUCUGCGCAGGAAAUUAAGAGCAGUGUUUCCAUCUCUGCAGACUCCGAGGGAAUAAUAUCACACGGAGGAUUUAUUUUAAACUCUGUGUCUGGAGCUGUUUCCUGGCUGAGCGUCAGAGACAGGAAGUCUCACCUGAGGCACGUCUCCAUGUCUCCGGCGCUCAGCACGGGGCUCUGAGGAGGCGGCGGGAUUUAAAAUAAAGCUGGUUCAAACACGAGGAGGUGGAGGAGGAGGCGGAGGAGGAGGAGCAGAAGGAGCAGAAGCAUGGGGAAGGAGCAGGACCUGCUGCAGGCGGUGAAGAGUGGAGACCUGCUGUCCACUCAGAAGCUGCUGUCCAAGCUCAAAGUCAACCGGAACAAGCUGCUGGGCUCCACCAAGAGGCUCAACGUCAACUACCAGGACUCAGACGGGUUCUCGGCGCUGCACCACGCAGCGCUCACAGGGACCACAGAGCUGCUGUCAGCCCUACUGGAGGCUCAGGCUACUGUAGACGUGAAGGACAGCAACGGAAUGCGCCCGCUGCACUACGCGGCGUGGCAGGGGAAGGCGGAGUCGGUGCUGCUGCUGCUUCGGGCGGGAGCGUCGGUGAACGGCGUCUCUCUGGACGGACACAUCCCGCUGCACCUGGCCGCGCAGUACGGACACUACACCGUGUCUGAGAUGCUGCUGCAGCACCAGUCCAACCCGUGUCUGGUCAACAAGGCCAAGAAGACUCCUCUGGACCUGGCCUGUGAGUUCGGAAGAGUCCAGGUGUCCCAGUUGCUGCUGAGCAGUAACAUGGUGGUGGCUCUGCUGGAGGGGGAGAGGAAGGAGGUGACGGACUCGGCGUUCACCACGCCGCUGCACCUCGCCGCCCGCAACGGACACAAAGACAUCAUCAGGCUGCUGCUGACGGCCGGCAUCGACAUCAACAAGACAACCAAGUCUGGAACGGCUCUGCACGAAGCGUCUCUGUACGGGAAGACGGAGGUGGUCCGCCUGCUGCUGGACGCCGGCGUGGACGUGAACAUCAGGAACACGUACAACCAGACGGCGCUGGACAUCGUCAACCAGUUCACCACAUCACACGCCAGCAGAGACAUCAAGCAGCUUCUCAGAGAUGCGACGGGGGUCCUGCAGGUCCGAGCUCUGAAGGAUUACUGGAACCUCCACGACCCGACGGCGCUCAACAUCCGAGCCGGAGACGUCAUCAUGGUCCUGGAGCAGCACGUGGACGGACGCUGGAAGGGACACAUCCACGACACGCAGCGGGGGACGGACCGGGUCGGCUUCUUCCCUCCGUCCAUCGUGGAGGUGAUCAGCAGGCGGAACGGGGGCACCCUGUCCCGGCACGCCUCCCUGCCCUCCCGUCAGCAGCAGAGCAGAGCACCCCUGUCCUGCAGCCUGAGCUCCGCCCCUCAGACUGAUGACACAUACACAUUGUAUGCCCCGCCCACCCACGUGGUGCUGCCGCUGGCCAACGGCCUCGCCGCCAACACAGACCCCGCCCCCUCAGGACGCGGUCUGUCCCCGAGCCGCCUGUCUCAGUCCGACUGUCCCUUCGAGGACAUCUGGGUCCUCAGGGACUCGUGUCAUGCCGGAGACAGGAGCAGCGUGGGCAGUACCGGCAGCGUGGGCAGCACGCGGAGCGCUGGCAGCGGCCAGAGCACAGAGAGCAGCAGCGCCCCCAACGGGCUGCAGCAUGCCGCUGCACACCAUGACCACAACAAGCCGGCGCCCCCUGCUGGUGACUCUGGACACUCUGACUGCAAACAGACGGAUAUUCCUGCAGGCGGGACUCCUCGCCGGCAGACGGUGACGGUGCAGAGACCCGCGGAGCAGAGCUUCUCCCAGCAGUUCGUCCGUCCUCAGCAGCUGCUAGACGGGAAGGAUGCUGAGGCCAUCUACCAGUGGCUCAGUGAGUUCCAGCUGCAACAGUACACAGGGAGCUUCAUCAGUGCAGGUUAUGAUGUUCCCACCAUCAGCAGGAUGACUCCUGAGGAUCUGACCGCCAUCGGAGUCACUAAACCAGGACACCGCAAGAAGAUCUCUAUUGAGAUUAGCAACCUGAACAUCCCCGAGUGGCUGCCAGAGUACAUCCCAUCUGAUCUGGGGGAGUGGCUCAGUGCGAUCGGACUCCCUCAGUACCACAAGAAACUUUCAGAAAACGGCUACGACUCCAUCAGCAUCGUCAGAGACCUGACGUGGGAGGACCUGCAGGAGAUCGGCAUCACGCAGCUGGGUCACCAGAAGAAGCUGAUGCUGGCGGUGAAGAAGCUGUGUGACAUCCAGAGGGCGAUCCUGCAGGCGGAGGCGGGGCAGGGCACGCUGCGGCGCAAAGCCCCCGGAGCCCUCCACCUGGUCGCAAUCGAGCCGCCAGACUCCUCCGGCGAGUGCUCGUCCCCUCACACCCCGAAGAUGUUGACCUUCCAGGACAGCGAGCUGAGCGCCGAACUGCAGAGCGCCAUGUCCAGCCACUACGGGGGCUGCGAGGAGGGCUUGGCCAUCAAGAACGCCGUGGGAAUGUCCCAGAGCCAGGAGAGCAUCGACACGCGGUCCCGAGGCUCCGGGCGCUCCCAGGAACCUCCCACGGCGUCUGUCACGCCCCAUAGCUGGUCCCAGGAGAGCCUGGACGGCAGCCCUGCCAAGGAGAGGAACCUCCCCGAGGGCUGGGACCAAAGGCCGCUGCCCAAGCAGGUCCCUCUGGGCACGGCCACUGUCUUCAAGUACCCAGCCAUCCCGGCCAAGCCCAAGCUGUCUGGGUCUCGUGGCCCCUCCCCUCACGGCUCGCCGGCGCUGAAGGCUUUCAGCUACCUGCAUUCUCACUGCGGCUCCACGGACCUGAGCCCGAGGCCCGAGAGCCGCAGCAUGACCCUGACGCACAAGAAGCAGAGUGUGACCCGAUACGCCCUGUCGGACGGUGAGCCCGACGAGGACGACGAGGAAGCGAUGUUCCGCUCCGGAAACCUGUCGUCCUACGCCACCUUGACCCGCAAACCGGGGCGUAGCCAGUUGGCUCGCUUACAGUCGAGUCCAGAGAAGAACGUCGGGCGCAGCCAGUCAUUUGCGGUGCGUGCCCGUAAAAAAGGCCCCCCUCCGCCUCCGCCGAAGAGGCUGAGCUCAGUGAGCAGCACCACCAGCGGCGAGCUGAGCGACAGCAGCACGACGUCGUCCUCUGGCGGCGGCGCCCUAACGGACAGUCCGGUGAGCGUGAGGAGCAUCGCGGCCUCUCUGGAGGGCCGGGCAGGGAGCAAUAGCCCCCGAGGAUCCAAACCAGACCUCUCCCAGCAGGAGCCACCUCCCAACAUCCAGAAUCCUGCAGGGCCGGAGCUGAGAGAGGUUGCGGCGGCGAGGAGGCGGGUGCAGAGCGAGUGUAUUCCCGCCCAGACUGGCAGUGGUGCCGAGCCGGAUCGAGGAGUGAAGUCCGACUCUGAGGAGGAAGAGGCUAAAGGUCGCGGACUGGAGGGCUCCUCCUCGCCUCAGAACAGCUCCAGCGAGUGCAUCCCCUUCGCUGAGGAGGGCAACCUGACUAUCAAACAGCGGCCCAAAGCACCGGGGCCGCCCCGCGCCGAAGCCGUGCUGGAGCCUCCGGACAAACAGGCUGACAGGAACCUGGACGUCCCUGAGUUCAACCUGAAGGAGUCGGACACAGUGAAGCGCCGACACAAACCCAAAGACAAGGAGCAAGGAGGCUCGCCCUGCAGAGAGGAGGCGCCCCAGAGCCACGAGGAGGUCGGACUGAGGAUCAGCGAGGCCGCCGCAGAGAGGCCUGCCAGCCCUGCCACAGGCCCCCCCAUCAGACCCCCCCUCUCCCCCAAACCUGCCGUCGCCCCAAAACCGGUCCGCCACAGUCUGCUGGCUGCACAAGGUGGACCUCCUUCUCCAUCUGUGAGCGUCAGCGUGGUUCAGAGCGUGGCCUUCAGCUCGCCGUCCUCUCCGGCUCGCGGGUCCCCGACGCCGCCCCCCCCGGCCCCUCAGAGUCCCUCUCUGGCUGCGGCGAGGCCUCAGGUGUGCGUGGUGGGUCCGGGACUCGUCCCCGAGUUGCCCAGCGGGACCGAGGUGGUCCAGCAGAGACUGGAUCAGACCAGCACGUCUCUGGCUGCAGCGCUGAAGGCCGUCGAGAGGAAACUGAACCAGGAGGAUCCUGCAGACAGCGCGGCGAGCUCGGUGAAGUCCGCUGGGACGAUCCUGGACGACAUUGGCAACAUGUUCGACGACCUCGCCGACCAGCUGGACGCUAUGUUGGACUGAAGACGCCUCGGGAACACCAGCAUUUCACCGCCACGGACCCCUGAACGACGCACGCUGUCCCGGACACACGGACCAAACCGCGGCCUGACGAGCGGCGUGUCAUCGUCUGGCUGCGAGGAUGAAAAAAACUGAUUACUACGAUUAUUAUUAAACUCUAAUAUUGUUACAUGAAGUUUUCUCUUCGACACAGAGCCGCAGUCAUGACAUCACUUCCUGUUUCACCAGCUCCAGUCAUGACAUCACUUCCGGUUCCACCAGCUCCAGUCCUGUACUCAAAACAUUUUACUUGAGUAUUUCCAUUUUAACAGACUUACUUACUUUUUACUGCACAUUUAAUUUAAACUAAACCUGAAACUCACAAAAUCACUAAAAAUCCAGUUUCACAGAGAGAAACUGUAAAAAAAGACAUUAUGAUCAGAGUUUGAACUUUCCGACAGUCCUUGAACGAAUCAUCAGUUAUAAAAAGUGACCAAAACUUGUGUUAAAUGUUUAUAUUUGUGUCAGAAUCUCUUUAUUCUCCAUGUGUCAUUUAGAAUGAAGUGUUUGCACUAACCAGAUCCUGUUAAAAACAUUAAAUUCUGCUCCUCAGAGACACUGUGAAGACAUGAUUGAAUCUGCUGAGACUGGUCACGAGACAAAUAUUCACUGAAAAUCUGUUUACGCAGAGCAGAGAGGAGAGGACAGGAGAGGCUGCAAACAUGACAACACUUCAAUAUGUGGAGAAAACUGGUUUUAUGGUCAUUUUGCAUCUUUUGGUCAACUUUUUUUCUGGUUUCUGUCAUUCUAUUCUAUUCUUAAUCUAUUCAAAGUCAUGUUUGAGUUGUCCUGAUUGUGCUGAUUCUAUAGAGCUGCAGGACUUAUAGAUUUAUACAGAUUUAUUAUGUUGCAGUGACACACGAGGACACAAAGAGUAACGUGAAAAGAGCAACAAAAAAAACGCCCUGAAGUGAACCAGACUCCCUUUAGAAAAAAUCUAAUUUUAAAUGCCACUUUGCAUGUCAGCAGCCGUCCCCACGGUCACUUUACACACUGAUGUCUUCUCUCUUUGGCACUGUGUGGAGGACGAGACGUUUGCGGAAGGAGAGUUUAACAUGUGGAUGUGAAAAACUUCCAUAAAUAUUUUGGGAAAGUAACUGAUGCCGUUAGAUGCAUAAAGAAACAUUAAAACGCUGAAUUUGAGGAUGGAGUUUGGUGCGGCAGGAAGAUGGAGGAACGUCAGAGUCCCCUUUGUGUCGUACUUUUAUUUUGAAAUCCUGAGAAGUUUGGAACAGGAAGUGGAGCGGCUCUCUGUCCGACACGUCUGACCGUUUCAACUUUUAACCUUUUGUAAUAUUUAAAAGAAUCUAUUUUAUACAGCGUGAUGUCAUUGUGUCGUCCGUCUGUCAAAGUGCUUGUUGAAACAAAAGGGAAGCAUGUUCAGCUCUCGCCGUGUGUGUGUGUGUGUGUGUGUGUGUGUGUGUGUGUGUGUGUGUGUGUGUGUGUGUGUGUGUGUGUGUGUGUGUACAGACGUCACAUGGCGGCGAUAUACAAACUAUUUUUUGAUAUUCACUUUAGCCAAAUUAGUAUUUAAAUUAGAGUAAUCUAAAUAUGUAUAUUGUACACUAGAGGUAUAUACAGGAGCAGAUAUCCAACCAAAGGCUUUGUACAGAUUUUCCUCAAAUAUUUUAACAAACGUUUGGAGUUGGUGAGAAGUGACGAAAAAAUAAGUUUCACCAACAGACAGAGCGGUUUGUCAAUCGAACCAACUUUAACAAACUGAAACAUUUUGUUCCUGAGAAACAAACAUGUUUUAAUCUCGAUGACCAUACGGGAAAUAUUUUAUGUUGCUUUUGUGUCUUUAUUUUGUCGUUAAAUAGAAAAAGUUAAAUUGCUGGUAAAAUAAAUUUAUGAUUUAAAAAUGUGUUUGUUUGCAAAUCCGGAAGUUUUGUUUAUUGUUAACAUUUUUGAAUUCAAAAGCAAAACUUCUGAAUUUCAAAAUAAAGCUUUUUUUAUUUGAAAAUACAACUUUUUGAUUUAAAAAAAACAAGUUUUUCAUACACAAGCUUUAGAUUAAAAAACAAUGUUUUUAAUUUAAAGAUAAGAUUUUAUUAAAAAAGUAAAACUUUGAUUUCAAACAAAACUUUGGAUUUCAAAAUAAAGCUUUUUGAUUGCAAAAUAAAACUUACUUCAAAAUAAAACUUUUUGAUGUAAAAAAAAAAAAGUUUUUUAUUUGAAAAUAAGAUUUGAUUUAAAAAAUAAAAACAUCUUAGUUCCAGAAUAAAACUGAUUUAAAACAAAACUUUUGGAUUUCAAAACAAAACCUUUAAAUUAACAAACAUUGUUUUGCAUGAAUACAAACAUCAGAUUUUUUUUACUUAAAAAAUAUUCACAGUUUUGUUGUUGUUGCUGUUUAAUAACAUAAUAAAGACGGACGUUUUUGUUUGUUUGUUUGUGAUGUAUCAGAAAUAUGUUUGUUUAGUUUGUUUUGUAUUUAGGAAAAACAAAAUGCUUCAGUUUGUUAAAACUGUUUUUAUUGUUAUUAAAUGUUUUAAAUAUUUGUUGGUGAACUGAAUGACUUCAGCUGUCAAUCAACAUCAUGUGAUGUCAUAGUCUGAUGAUGUCAGAGUCUCUGUGAUGAUGUCAGAGUCUGCAGCCUCCACAUUCCUGAACAUGUUCAACUUUUUAAUAGUGUGUGUGUGUGUGUGUGUGUGUGUGUGUGUGUGUGUGCAUGCGUGCGUGCGUGCGUGCGUGUGUGUGUGGUUCUCUGUCUUCUCUGGCUGUAUUAUUUGUUUAACCAUUAAAUAUCUAUGAUGUGACACGCUUGUGUGUUUUUAUAUUCUUAUUCAGACAAAUGAAUUUUUCUCCAAUAUUUAUUCAAUUUAACUAAUAAAAACACAUUAAAG